AUGGGCAAAAGCCAGCGGCAAAAGGAGCUGGCAAAGCUGCAAAAAAAUGGUAUAAUUAUACUCAGGAGUAUCACACUAGGCAGCAGGCCGGACAUCAACAUGCUGCAGAUGCACGAUUGGCCGAGGAAACAGGCGACAACCAAAUUCUUCGCCAUAAACAUCAAUCAUAUACCAUCAGAGGACCUAGUCGUCUGUCUACCUCAACAGCAUAUAUCAGCAGUGCACCCAUACCCUCUCAAGUCAAGUGAUUUCUUUUUUGAUUUCAAUGACAACGAGGACAUCGCAUACGUGAUCUACAACAAACAUGUGGCCGAAAUGACGACAGAGCCCAAAAAGCGCGGGCACACUGCUGCAGAUAAUCCUAUUGGGCUCUGGCUCAAGGAACGCGAAGCUUACCUCCUAGAACUUCUCCGGUUGGAAGGCCGUGGCGACUACAUGUUCACUGAAGUCUGUCUGGGCAGCAGUGAAUGCAAUGGUUGCCCUGAGUAUCGGUGUCGGGAUUGUUUUGGCACAGCUCUCUAUUGCAAGGACUGCACAGUUUCAAGGCACCGAGAAAGUCCGCUACACAGAAUCCAGGUAAUUAUGAAGCACUGGGAUGACGGGCAUUUUAAAUGCACUAGCCUGAAAGACCUCGGUCUCUGGAUACAACUCGGCCAUCCAGUUUGGGGGAGAUGUUGCAACCCAUCGCCAGUGUUUCACGACGAUUUUGUCGUUCUGGAUGUGAACGGUGUUCACCCGGUCGCUAUUGACUUCUGUGCCUGCGAAACUGCUCAGUCUUCUACCACCCAGCUUCUCUGUGCCCGUUGGUUCCCAGCGACAACUAUAGACCCCAGAACUUCCGCCACUUUCCGCCUACUUCACCAUUUUCACAUUCUCACUUUCAAAUCGAAGGCAUCUGCCUUUGAAGUCUGGCAGACGCUCUCCAGGCAUACGGAUAAUACGGGUCUCAGUGCUCCGAAGGUGUUGGUGCCACCCUGGAAGGAUCUUGCGCAGUCAUUUGUCCAGCAUGUCCUCAAGCCGGUAAAAACUUACCGCAGGGUUGGGAAGACGCCCCUCCAGAAGUUUGCACAGAAGAACGUGUCCUCGGACAGCGUUGACCCCAGUCUUAGCAAGGGGUGGGCAUAUUUUGUCGAGGAAGAUGGAUACAAAGCAUUCCUUCAGGAUGUUAGCAAGGAGCCGCAAGAGAAAAGCACUUGUGUAAGCCACAGCGCUGUCAAUCUAGCAGAAACCAAGAAUUCCCAUGGCCUCGCAGCAACAGGAGCCGGGACCGUUGACUGCGCACGUCACAACUUCAAAUGGCCAUGCACUGUUGGCGAUCUUCAGAAAGGAGAGAAAUAUAUUAACAUGGAUUUCUUAUUCUUCUCGACGAUGCAGCAUGCCAAGGACCUUGUUACCUUGAAUGUCUCAUACGACAUAGCCUGUCAAUGGAGCAAACAUCUGUGGGAAUGCAUGGCUCGGUACCCCAAUUGGAUGCAUGUCGAACAUGGCAGCAAAAUCACGACAUUUCUGGUUCCGAAGUUUCACUUGCCCGCUCAUAUUUUUUCAUGUCAAAUCACCUACUCACACAAUCUGGUUAAAGGCAUGGGCCGUACUGACGGUGAAGCUCCGGAGCACGGGUGGGCAAACAUUAACCCUGUUGCUACCUCCACACGCAAAAUGGGCCCAGGUUCUCGACGCAACACACUCAACAAUCAUUUUGGCAACUUCAACUGGAAGAAGGUGACCAAUCUUGGUACCAGUCUAUUACAAAAACUAAAGGCCGCUAUACCAGAACAUUACCAACAUCAGCGGGACUUCAACGAAUUCAACGAGACACUCAUUACUGAACGUCCAGAAGAGGUAGGAAGAUGGAAACAGGGAGUCGAGGAAUGGGAAGCAGACAUGUCAGCAACAAACCCUUUCAGCCCAACGACAGCAAACAUGACACAGGCAUCAGUCAGGUUGACCCUCUCUCAGGAAGAGAGUGAGGAGCUCGAGUGCGGCAUCAACAAUUCCCUCCACAAUGAAAUAUCGCCAGCCGUCCUUAUCUCAUCCGGCAUUGGCAUUGAAGACGAACAAGCUGCCCAAAGUACCAACACAUCAAUCAAGGAGAAGGCACAUCAAAUCAGGUUAUUCCUCCCUUCUCAGCUCAAGGAGCACGCACCAGAUGCUAUCUGUGACAAACGACUUUGCCGGUUCGAAUGGGAACUGCACUGUGCGCAAGCUUCGAUGCGUUGA
Molecule: messenger RNA, 2217 nt
Organism: Suillus paluster
Lineage: Eukaryota; Fungi; Basidiomycota; Agaricomycetes; Boletales; Suillaceae
Exons: 11
Coding region: 1-2217 (738 amino acids)
Source: RefSeq, a predicted model, not a curated record